This is a messenger RNA of Scomber japonicus (chub mackerel), 1539 nucleotides long. RefSeq names its product FUS RNA binding protein (gene fus). Gene Ontology annotation, cellular component: nucleus. The transcript has 13 exons. Gene Ontology annotation, biological process: regulation of DNA-templated transcription. NCBI's taxonomy places the organism in Eukaryota, Metazoa, Chordata, Actinopteri, Scombriformes, Scombridae. Gene Ontology annotation, molecular function: RNA binding; transcription coregulator activity. The coding region runs from base 1 to 1539 and encodes 512 amino acids. The record is from RefSeq and is a predicted model, not a curated record.
AUGGAGGAUACAACCAGAGCUCUGACAGCAGCCCUGGCUCCUACAGCCAGGGAGGAUAUGGCAGUUAUGGACAGCCUCAGAGGAUAUGGUUCUCCACCGUCUAACCAGGGUGGAGGGGGAUAUAAUCACUCUGGUCAGUCCUACAGCUCUGGAGGCUACAGCGGCAGCAGCAGCAGCAACAACCAACCGUCCAGCACCAGCUACAACCAGCAGUCCUCCUUCUCUGGUUACAGUCAGCAGCAGCCUCCUUCUUCGUCCUCUGGAGGUUAUGAAGGAAACUCGCCGGCCGCUGGCUACAACCAGCCACCAGGCGGUGGACAGAGUGGAGGUGGCUAUGGUAGCAGCGGAGGUCAGUCGGGUGGAUAUGGGGGCAGUGGGAGUCAACAACCACCCCAACACGGAGGAGGUCACUACAACCAUCCUUCAAGCUACAACUCCCCCCCUCCACAAAGCUACAGUCAGCAGAGCCAGUAUGGUGGUCAAGGUGGAGGAUAUGGAGACGAAAGCCCACCAUUGAGUGGAGGAGGAGGUGGUGGAGGUUACGGUGGCCCAGAUGGAGGUUAUGGAAGCCAGGAUGGCCACAGUGGCAGGGGCCGUGGGGGUGGAUUUGGAGGUCGUGGUGGCGGUGGAUAUGAUCACGGUUUUGACCGAGGAGGCCGAGGUGGACCAAGAGGAAGAGGCGGCAUGGGAAUGGGCGAUCGUGGAGGAUUCAAUAAGUUUGGUGGACCAAGGGACUCGGGAUAUGGACAUGGAGGACCAGGCUUCAUGCAAGACCAGGAUAACUCUGAUAAUAACACCAUCUUCGUGCAAGGCCUGGGAGACGACUACACUGUUGAAUCAGUGGCUGACUUUUUUAAGCAGAUUGGGAUUAUUAAGGUCAACAAGAAGACAGGCCUUCCAAUGAUCAACCUGUACACAGACAGAGAGACAGGGAAGCUGAAGGGGGAAGCUACGGUUUCCUUCGAUGAUCCCCCCUCAGCUAAAGCUGCCAUCGACUGGUUUGAUGGGAAGGACUUCAAUGGAAAUCCCAUCAAGGUGUCCUUUGCCACUCGGAGAGCUGACUUCGGAGGCCGAGGCAGCAUGAGGGGGGGUCGAGGACGAGGAGGGCCGAUGGGUCGUGGUGGAUUUGGAGGAGGUCGAGGUGGAGGUUUCCCAGGAGGCAACGGAGGUGGUGGUGGUGGUGGUGGUGGUGGAGGAGGAGGAGGAGGGGGAGCAGGAGGAGGAGGAGGAGGAGGACAGCAGAGAGCCGGAGACUGGAAGUGUUCGAACCCAAACUGUGGAAACCUGAACUUCUCGUGGCGUAACGAGUGUAACCAGUGCAAGGCUCCUAAACCUGAGGACGCUGGUGGGAUGUCUCCUAUGGAAAGAGGUUACGGAGGAGAGCGCAGAGGGGGUUUUGACCGAGGCGGCUUCAGAGGCCGAGGCGGCGACCGCGGAGGCUUCAGAGGCGGCCGAGGUGGCGACCGGGGCGGAUACGGCUCCGGCAAGAUGGAUGCAAGGGGUGACCGCAGACAGGAGCGGCGGGGUCGUCCCUAUUAA